GGGCCGCCGCCGGCGGGCCCGGAGGCGCGCGGGGUGCCCGCCACGGUUCGCCCCGGCGACUCGGGGUUGGAGUCGCACAGGAAUUUCUCAAGUUGAAACUAAUUACAGAGUUUCCGGCUGACCAGCAUUCAUAGGAAUGAAGAAAAACACAGAGAUGGUGUGUCUAAGAAACUUCAAAAGGUGUCGACCUCCUGAUUGAAGCAUAGCUGAUUUGAUUCAUUUUUUCAUUAUAUUUCUGUACGCCUACAAGGGAAAGUCAUGAUUACCCUAACAGAGCUGAAGUGUUUAGCAGAUGCCCAGUCCUCCUACCACAUCUUAAAACCAUGGUGGGAUGUCUUCUGGUAUUACAUCACCCUGAUCAUGCUGCUGGUGGCCGUGCUGGCCGGAGCUCUCCAGCUGACACAGAGCAGGGUUCUGUGCUGUCUUCCGUGCAAAGUGGAGUUUGACAAUCACUGCGCCGUGCCUUGGGACAUCCUGAAAGCCAGCGUGAAUGUGUCCUCUCAUCCCCGGAUGCCACUUCCACUCCCCCUCCGAAUCCAGAAUGACCUCCACCGACAGCAGUAUUCCUAUAUCGAUGCUGUCUGUUACGAGAAACAACUCCAUUGGUUUGCAAAGUUCUUCCCCUACCUGGUGCUCCUGCACACGCUCAUCUUUGCAGCCUGCAGCAACUUUUGGCUCCACUACCCCAGUACCAGUUCCCGACUGGAGCAUUUCGUGGCCAUCCUUCACAAGUGCUUCGACUCUCCGUGGACCACCCGCGCCCUGUCUGAAACAGUGGCCGAGCAGUCCGUGAGGCCCCGGAAACUCUCCAAGUCUAAGACUUUGCAUUCGUCCUCAGGGUGUUCCGCCGAGGUUGACUCCAGCAAACAGUCGUUGCCCUACCCACAGCCAGGGCUGGAGUCAGCUGGCAUAGAAAGCCCCACUUCCAGUGUCCUGGACAAGAAGGAGGGCGAACAAGCCAAAGCCAUCUUUGAGAAGGUGAAGAGAUUCCGCAUGCACGUGGAGCAGAAGGACAUCAUUUAUAGGGUGUAUCUGAAGCAGAUAAUAGUCAAGGUCAUCCUGUUUGUCCUCAUCAUAACUUAUGUUCCGUAUUUUCUAACCUAUAUCACUCUUGAAAUCGACUGCUCCAUUGAUGUGCAGGCUUUCACAGGAUACAAGCGCUACCAGUGUGUCUACUCCUUGGCAGAAAUAUUUAAGGUCCUGGCUUCCUUUUAUGUCAUCUUGGUUAUUCUUUAUGGUCUCACCUCCUCCUACAGCUUGUGGUGGAUGCUGAGGAGUUCCCUGAAGCAAUAUUCCUUCGAGGCAUUGAGAGAGAAAAGCAACUACAGCGACAUCCCUGACGUCCAGAAUGACUUCGCCUUCAUACUGCACCUGGCGGAUCAGUACGACCCGCUGUACUCCAAACGCUUCUCCAUCUUCCUGUCGGAGGUCAGCGAGAACAAGCUGAAGCAGAUCAACCUCAACAACGAGUGGACAGUGGAGAAGCUGAAAAGUAAGCUGGUGAAGAAUCCCCAGGACAAGAUAGAGCUGCGGCUCUUCAUGCUCAGCGGCCUCCCAGACAACGUGUUUGAGUUAACGGAAAUGGAGGUGCUGAGCCUGGAGCUCAUCCCGGAGGUCAAGCUCCCUUCUGCCGUCUCGCAGCUGGUCAACCUCAGGGAGCUGCACGUCUACCACUCUUCUUUGCUGGUGGACCAUCCUGCACUGGCCUUUCUGGAGGAAAAUCUAAAAAUCCUCCGCCUGAAAUUUACCGAGAUGGGGAAAAUCCCCCGCUGGGUGUUCCGCUUGAAGAAUCUCAAGGAGCUUUACCUGUCAGGCUGUGUCCUCCCCGAGCAGUUGACUCCCGCGCAGUUGGAGGGCUUUCAGGACUUGAAGAACCUGAGGACACUCUACUUAAAGAGUAGCCUAUCUCGGAUCCCCCAGGUUGUCACAGACCUCCUGCCUUCGCUGCAGAAGCUGUCCCUCGACAACGAGGGCUGCAAGCUGGUGGUGUUGAACAACCUCAAAAAGAUGGUCAACCUGAAGAGCCUCGAACUGAUCGGCUGUGACUUGGAACGCAUUCCGCACUCCAUUUUCAGCCUCAACAAUCUGCAUGAAUUAGACCUCAAGGAAAAUAACCUUAAGACGGUGGAAGAGAUCAUUAGCUUCCAGCAUCUUCAGAAUCUGUCCUGCUUGAAGUUGUGGCACAAUAAUAUUGCUUAUAUUCCUGCCCAGAUCGGGGCAUUAUCUAACCUUGAGCAGCUCUCUCUGGAUCAUAAUAAUAUCGAGAAUCUGCCCUUGCAGCUUUUUCUAUGCACCAAACUGCAUUAUUUGGAUCUAAGCUAUAACCACCUGACCUUCAUUCCAGAAGAAAUCCAGUAUCUGAGUAAUCUGCAGUACUUUGCUGUGACCAACAACAAUAUUGAGAUGCUACCAGAUGGAUUGUUUCAGUGCAAAAAACUGCAGUGUUUACUUUUGGGGAAAAAUAGUCUGAUGAACUUGUCGCCUCACGUGGGUGAGCUGUCACACCUGACGCAUCUGGAGCUCAUCGGUAAUUAUCUGGAGACGCUUCCUCCCGAACUGGAAGGCUGUCAGUCCCUGAAGCGGAGCUGUCUGAUUGUCGAGGAGAAUUUGCUCAACACUCUUCCUCUCCCUGUAACUGAACGUUUGCAGACGUGUUUAGAUAAAUGCUGAUCUACAAAGAAGACACCCAGGUCUCAGAACCGCGUUUAAAAGGAAGCCCCAGGGCUUUAAGUGUGAAACAGAACAGCCUGUGCUGUAAAGAUGGAAAGUGAGUGAUGAUUAUGAUGAAUCGUAACCAUAGGUCACACACUAGAGCAACUCAGUGUCGACCCUAUAUUAAAAGUGUUAACACUGAACUGAAGUUUUGUGAAUAAUUGACCUUUAACUUAUUGAAAAUGUAAGAAGUACACAUCAAGGGUGGGAUGAGGGGCAUGAAGUCACUGAAGCUUUUACCGUGAAGAUUGUACAGGUGUUAUUUCCUCCUCCUCCCUCAGUCCUUGUGACUUCUUUGCACACUUAUUUUCACUGACUUCCUGUUUUGAUACUAGAAUCAAGACCAUGAACUCAUCAACAUAAAUUUCCUUGAUGUAUACUCACCACUGUCUUUGAUUUAUGUUCUUAGUUUUUUUUUAGACAAGGGUAUAUUAUGCUUGGCAGAACUCCUCUUUGGUUUAAUUUUUACUUCCUUUCCCAGCUUGCUUGAGUCUUCCUUAAUCUGGUUUUCUCUUAACAACAAUGAUGAGCCCUGAGAAAAUGCCUGCCUUGGGCCUCACUUUGAACAGGAGCAGGGUAUUCACCAAGAUGUGUUUUGGGGGAAUCCUGGAAAUUAAUGUGUUCUUGAACAUUUCUUCUUACCUGUCAUCAAAGCCUUUUUUUUAAUUUGUUAAGAUCCUUCAUAUUAAAUAUAAAACAUGUUUCUAUUGUGUAAUCUUGGAUUCAACAUCUGCUAAGAAUUUUUGUAAGGUACAGAGAACAUAGGCAUUUCUAUAAGAAUUUACUAUUGGUGUCCUUGAUUUUGGUUGUUUAUGAUUCUCGUGUUUGUGUGCUUUCUGCUCAAGAAUGUUUUUAUACUCUGCAGUUCAUUGCAUUUGGAUAACAAAAGCCUUGUGUUUCAUGCCAUGAAGUAUUUGGGGGUUUCCUUGUGAGAGGAUGGCUUAUCGUAUACCUCUCUCUUUCCUAAUCACUGAGCCACUGUACGGGUACAAUUCUUAAUUACUCACAAAACAGUGAUGGAAGAGAGAGGUACAGAUUUGACUUUCAGAAUUGAUUUUAAAAUACUUUGUAGAAAUUUAGUGAGCAUUGAAGCAGCAUACUUUUUCCCUCCAUUUGCAUGAUCUCUAGAUGUGAUUCUAAUAUAAAACAUUCAGCUUCUAUUCAGUGUGUGACGUGAGUUUUCAAAGCCCACAAAGAAAUAGACACAGUUAACUGAAAUUCAUCUCAUGCUUUUAUCUCUUCUGGAAUACAUUUUGCUCCUUGUUAUAAAAGAGCUUUGUGUUUGACCUUUUAUUAUUAUGCAUAUUGUUAAAUGAAUAAAAUUGACUGACUCACAUUUGGGAAAUGUACAUUAUUAAUGUGCUUUCCUCUAAUGGCUCCAGGCAUUCCAAUGCCACCUCAUUUUGGAUGCAACUCUGAAGUAAGCCAUUAGCUGCAUCUACACCAAACUGGAAAACACUAUAGACAGAGAGUACUGUAAAUGUGAAAUGUGGUUUGUGGUGUGAUUUUUCUCACUUUGUUCCAGGAAAAUGAAAUUGCUCUUUGAAGUAUAGCAUAUGUAGCUUCACACACCCCUGAAUUUCAGGCAAAGAAUAAUUCACAUCAGAUUAAAUUUGAAAACUAGUAGCUAUAAUAAACAUAGAACACCAAAAGCUGCCUAACACACUAUUGUUUAUACUGGAUGGGAAGCAACAGUAUAAAAUAUACUACUUCUGACCAAACUUUGCCUUCAGUCAGAACAGUUAAGUUCUCAGGGAACUAGGCACAACUGAUGAAACUUUCUUCAAGGACUUCAAAAAAUAGAUUCUGACUAUAUCCAGAGUUGUUUUUAUUGUUUGUUGUUGUUAUGUUCCUUUCUUUAAUGUGAGUUGAUGGUUAUUUUCAUGUUUUGCCAUAGAAUUAUCAAGAGUACUGAUUCCAGUGUUGGAUAAAAUUAUCUUCAUUUUGGGAUGUGAAUAUGACACAAGGAAAAGUGCUUUUAGCCACAUAACUGAAUUUGUGUGAAAAAUCCCACUCUCCCAUAUAGGAAGAGUUUUAAAAACAAAAUUCAAGUUUGUUACCAAUCACCUGACAAACUAGAACCUCUGCAUGAGUCACUGGCUCUGUUCAACUGCAAAAAGCAUUGACUGAAUUUUCUUAAUCACCUCCAUAAAUUUGUGGAAGCAGUUCACUGGCAGGAUCAAUAAUAAAUAUCAUAAGCUGCUUUCCACCACACUAGGGUACAGUUGCUGGUGCAAAUUAUGUUGUUGUUGGUGCCAUAGAUCUUGAAUAUCGUAUUUAAAUCUUAUUCACCAGUAUUUAGGUAGCUUUAGAAACAUCAAGCACUGAUGCAUUCAACAAUGGGACUACCACUUGACAGACAAAAUGGGGUGUUAACACCAUCUUUCCUGCACUGAGUGGGUCUUUAUUUUACAAGUUUUCCUUUUCCUUUGGGAAUUUUAAAUGAAGAAAAUGGAAGUUGUUAAAUUAUAAGACUUUAGUUGACAUUUCAUUUCUAAAAAUGUAUAUGCAUUUUCCAAAACAAUGAUAAUGAGGAAGUUAUUGAGAACAAAGUUUAUGGCUUAUGCUACCAAUGACAUUGGUUCAUUUUUUAUUUGCAUUCACACGUGGACACACACAGGGAUAUACACGGAGACACAUUUAUACCCCAUGUAUGCAAGUGGUAACCUAGUUAUUUCAUGUAUGGAGUAUGUUUUCCAAAAUUACAAAACGUUGUAGGUUAAUUUCAGGGUAGCAAUUAUUUUUAUUCAUUACUUAUAAUCAUGGAGUGUUCUAUUUCCUUAGUUAUGUAAAAGAAAACCAAAUGCUUAACUUUAGUUUGAGAAUCUGUUUGUAUGCCUAUAACGGUGCAGUGUUCUUUUCCUCACCUCCAUCAGGGUACGUCUGGGUGGCACCCAGAUGUGUAUGUUCAUUCUUCACCAUCAGUCUGGAUUGUUCCCCGGCGUGUCCCCAUAUUUCACUAUCAUUUGACACACUCAUGUGACACAGGGUAAAUGGAGAUCUUCAGGACUGCUCCAUAGGCAUGCUGUGGGGUGCUGUGGUGAUUUAUUUGCAUAACAUUUUUUUUGAUAGUGAAAAUAUUUGUUCUUGUUUCAGAUUCAGACUUGUUUAAAAUAUUGUGUUCUAUUGGUUCAUUAAAAUAAACCAUUGUUCUCUGGAACUGACGUUAUUUCCUGUGUUUUCAAUAAAAUUAUGUUUCCAUCUUUAUAUUCUUUUAGCGUUAUCCUAGCCACAUGUGGUUAUUUCAUCUUCCUUCUCCACUCACUCUCCCCAUUAAAUUUGAUCAACACUUGAGAGUAGCAGUAUAUUUGUACUAAAGGAUUUCAGUGAUACUUGAGCUUGUAUUUACUUGGAAAGAAGCCAGUGCCUAUAUUUCUGCCUAAUUGAGUAGUUCCACUGUAUCAUACCCUGCAAUAUUUAGAACUGAUCCUAUGAUCCUUCAUCCCUACCAAAAGCCUAAGAAUAUAACUGUGGGUCCACUUUGACUUCAGUAACCAUACAAUGCAUUGGGAUCUGGGUUUAUUUCUUUCUGAAAAGAAGAGAAAGACUGGUGGGGUAGGGGAGGAGUUACUUUGAACCCUGGUUCUUAUUACGAAGACAUUCUGUAUAUGAAAUAGUUUAAUAACUAUUGUAAAAUGCCCUAUAUGUUAUUAUUUCUUUUCUGCAACUGGGUGUGAAAAGCUGGCUUCUUCCUGUUUCUUGUCAUUCAUGGUUACAUCCCCUGGGAGCUAUGUACCAAGUGGCUUUGGUAAUGGACUAGUUCUCAUCACUGUUUUGUGUUUUUUCUUUUUUUAAGCGUGAACCAUUUCACCAACACUAAAGCAUUAACCUAGAGUAUAUGAGCCAAGGUAUUGGGUUGAGAUGGCAUACAAUUGAAUUUUAUAUUAUAUUUAAGAUUUGCAUUUGACUUGUAUAUUACACUACUGCUAAGAAAAACAAUUAUGAAUGCCUCCUGCAUGUUCACUAUAACUGAGAUGGUGCAAUUGUAAAAAAACACAAGGGUA
Lepus europaeus (European hare) is the source of this 6716-nucleotide messenger RNA. RefSeq names its product leucine rich repeat containing 8 VRAC subunit B (gene LRRC8B). Gene Ontology annotation, molecular function: protein binding. The transcript is spliced from 5 exons. The record is from RefSeq and is a predicted model, not a curated record. The coding region runs from base 259 to 2670 and encodes 803 amino acids. NCBI's taxonomy places the organism in Eukaryota, Metazoa, Chordata, Mammalia, Lagomorpha, Leporidae.